AUGUUCAUGGGUGUGAUGUUCAUGGGUGUGAUGUUCAUGGGUGUGAUGUUCAUGGGUGUGAUGUUCAUGGGUGUGAUGUUCAUGGGUGUGAUGAUCAUGGGUGUGAUGUUCAUGGGUGUGAUGAUCAUGGGUGUGAUGUUCAUGGGUGUGAUGAUCCUGGGUGUGAUGUUCAUGGGUGUGAUGUUCAUGGGUGUGAUGUUCAUGGGUGUGAUGUUCAUGGGUGUGAUGUUCAUGGGUGUGAUGUUCAUGGGUGUGAUGUUCAUGGGUGUGAUGUUCAUGGGUGUGAUGAUCAUGGGUGUGAUGUUCAUGGGUGUGAUGAUCAUGGGUGUGAUGUUCAUGGGUGUGAUGAUCAUGGGUGUGAUGUUCAUGGGUGUGAUGUUCAUGGGUGUGAUGAUCAUGGGUGUGAUGUUCAUGGGUGGGAUGUUCAUGGGUGUGAUGUUCAUGGGUGUGAUGAUCAUGGGUGUGAUGUUCAUGGGUGUGAUGUUCAUGGGUGUGAUGUUCAUGGGUGUGAUGUUCAUGGGUGUGAUGUUCAUGGGUGUGAUGUUCAUGGGUGUGAUGUUCAUGGGUGUGAUGUUCAUGGGUGUGAUGUUCAUGGGUGUGAUGUUCAUGGGUGUGAUGUUCAUGGGUGUGAUGUUCAUGGGUGUGAUGUUCAUGGGUGUGAUGAUCAUGGGUGUGAUUUUCAUGGGUGUGAUGUUCAUGGGUGUGAUGUUCAUGGGUGUGAUGUUCAUGGGUGUGAUGUUCAUGGGUGUGAUGAUCAUGGGUGUGAUGUUCAUGGGUGUGAUGUUCAUGGGUGUGAUGUUCAUGGGUGUGCUGUUCAUGGGUGUGAUGUUCAUGGGUGUGAUGAUCAUGGGUGUGAUGUUCAUGGGUGUGAUGUUCAUGGGUGUGAUGUUCAUGGGUGUGAUGUUCAUGGGUGUGAUGUUCAUGGGUGUGAUGAUCAUGGGUGUGAUGUUCAUGGGUGUGAUGUUCAUGGGUGUGAUGAUCAUGGGUGUGAUGUUCAUGGGUGGGAUGUUCAUGGGUGUGAUGUUCAUGGGUGUGAUGAUCAUGGGUGUGAUGUUCAUGGGUGUGAUGUUCAUGGGUGUGAUGUUCAUGGGUGUGAUGUUCAUGGGUGUGAUGUUCAUGGGUGUGAUGUUCAUGGGUGUGAUGUUCAUGGGUGUGAUGUUCAUGGGUGUGAUGUUCAUGGGUGUGAUGUUCAUGGGUGUGAUGUUCAUGGGUGUGAUGUUCAUGGGUGUGAGGGAACGUGGUGAGGGAAGGGAAGGCUGCCCAACUUCCUGCGCUGGGCGCUGCAGUACGGCACAGAGCUGGAAAACACGGUUCCUGUACGGAGCACUGUACAGAGCACUGCAACCAGCAGUCAGCCUCCUUCCCUUUCAGUCACUACGCGCUCGCUAUCCUCUCUCCCCCAGCUAUCAAGCCAUCAAUGCAGCAUCAGACAGUGAGGAGGAGGAGGGGUACAGCGGCAGCGCCCCUCGCCCCUCCUGGCCCACAUCAGGAGCAGUGCAGGUGGAGCAGCUGACAGUGUGGUAUGGCCGCACCGGGCGCCCAGUGCUGCGAAGCUUGAGCUUUCGGGUGGGGCGAACAGGUGCAGGCAAAUCCACCCUCAUGCUUGCUCUGAUGCGGUUGGUGGAAGCUUCUUCAGGGAGCAUUCACAUUGAUGAUGUGGACAUUGCAUCGCUGGCCCUCGCCACCCUGCGAAGCAAGGUGGUGGCCAUUCCUCAAGAGCCGGUUCUCUUCAGCCAGUCACUGCGAUUCAACCUUGAUCCCUUGGGCCAGCACAGUGACGAGGCGCUGUCGUCGGUGCUGGCAACGGUGCGCCUAAAGCCGCUGGUGGCGGGGCUGCUGGGCGGGCUGGAUGGUGCCCUGGCUCAGGGCGGUGGGAGCCUCUCCCUGGGGCAGCGGCAGUUGCUCUGCCUCGCAAGGGCGUUACUCGCUUCAACACGGGUCUUGCUGAUGGAUGAAGCGACAGCGAGCAUGGAUGGGGAGAGUGGUGCACUAAUAAAAAACAUCUUGCGGGAGUCAUUCAAGUGUAGCACUGUCAUCACCAUCGCACACCGGCUCUCAACAGUUGUUGAUUAUGAUCAGGCAAGUCUUCUUGAGACCUUCCAGGCGGGACACCACACCGUGCAGCACUCGCUUCCUGUUCAGCCGGAACUGCACCGCUGUUACCUUCUCAUCCAACACUGGCAGCAGCACUGCACACCUGCACCGCACUCCCAUCACUGUCAUCCUCUCUCCUCCAAACCUCCCUCCUCUCGACUUCCCUCCUGUCAACCUCCCUCCAGCCAGCCUCCUCUCCCCAUCUCCACCAUUUCCUCUCCGCCACUCCUCACAACCGCUCUCAACCUCCUUUUCCUCCUUUCUCCUCCUCUGCUUCUCGUUGCCCCUCCAUUCUACCUCCUCACUCUCCUUUCCUCCCUCUCCCUCUGCCUCUUCCAUCCUUCCCUCUCCUCUCCCAUCCUCCUCUCUCCCAUCUCUCUUCAAGCCGCUCUUACAACGCUCCAACUCCCUCAGGAUCGCUUCAUCCUCUUCCAUGCUCCUCGGCAUCUGCUGCAGCCGCGCCUGCGCUAG
This is a messenger RNA of Closterium sp. Yama58-4, 2565 nucleotides long. The record is from the annotation of a GenBank genome assembly. NCBI's taxonomy places the organism in Eukaryota, Viridiplantae, Streptophyta, Zygnematophyceae, Desmidiales, Closteriaceae.